CUCUUCCCUCCGUGCGGUUAUCAAGGAGAGAGGUGAGGAUCCCGCCGCAGCCGGUUUGCCCUCCAAACUCCACCCUGAGCAGCAGGAGAAGAAAAGGAGACGGGGAGAAGGACAAGUGAGGAGUGUUUGGUUUGACACACUCAGAGACACAAGGACAGACACAAGCAUGCCUCUGUGGGGAGGCGUAGCCAUCGGCGGCCAGGCGGCCUCGCCUGUGUGAGGGGAGCGGGACUGGAUUGCUGUUGGGAAUACGGAACAAGGAAAAGAAGAAGAACAAGAAGAAGAAGAAGAAACAAGGCAGACAGCCGGCUAUCUCGUGCCAUGACAGUGAACAGGAGGAAGGAGGCGACUCGCUGAAAUCAUGGACCAGGGUAAGGGGCGGAGGGAUGGUCUCUCCUCAGCCGGUGACAACCCUCGGCCAGCGAUGGCGACCCGGCCGGGAAGGGAGGGGGUCGGCGUGGGCUGGAAGGGUCCCCGGACGCUGGUCCUCCAUAAGAACUCCUCUGGUUUUGGCUUCACGCUCCGCCACUUCAUCGUCUACCCUCCAGAGUCGGCCCUGCACACCAACCAGAAGGAUGAGGAGAACGGUAACGGAAAGGGGUAUCAGAAAGGCCGAUUGGAGCCAAUGGACACCAUAUUUGUGAAGAGCGUGAGGGAAAAGGGGCCGGCCCAUCAGGCGGGCUUGUGCACAGGGGAUCGACUGGUGAAAGUGAACGGAGAGAGUGUUCUGGGAAAGACGUACUCGCAGGUGAUCGCCCUGAUUCAGAACAGUGAAAGUGUGUUGGAGCUCUCCAUUAUGCCAAAGGAUGAAGACGUGCUUCAGUUGGUAAGUGCAUACUCCCAGGAUGCCUACCUGACAGGCAACGAACCCUACACAGGGGGAGCCGAGUACCUCCCACCGCCGCCUCCCCUCUGUUACCCACACACCAAGGCCACGACCCCUGCUGGAGCGCCGGCAUCUGGCUCCAUGGGCCAGAACCAGCUGGAUAACUGGAGUCGCUGGCCAGGCUCUUCCAGCCCCUCUUCGCCCCUGGACAACCGCUCCGUUGUCGGGAGCCCCGCCAGCUGGCAGGAAGGACGGGCAGGAGAGCCGGGCGGUGUGGGUCACAGCAGCCCGGCCCACCGCACGGAGGAGAUCCAGUACGGUAUAACCAGCCAGCAACCUCAAGGCCAGACCAGGGGGCGCUCCUUCUCCUCCUCUUCCUCAUCGGGAGGUCCUUUAUCCAGCCCGCUGCAAGUCCACUACUCAAACCACCACGCUGCCACUUCCUCUCAGGCUCAGACACGCAAGUCCAGCUCCGCCUGGACCAGUCCCCCCCUGCCCCCCCUCAGCCAUGGUCGCACCGGGCGCUGCCAGCAGGCUCUCACCGACUGGUACAACAACCAGGUGCCUGAGCGCCCGGCACGCAGCAUGCAGACCCGCCACCGCAGCUACUCCCAGGACCGGCUCAGUGAUUCGAGGAGGCAGCAGCAGCGGUCGGGCGGCUGGCCGCACAGCGCCUCCCAGGACACUCUGAUGUUACUGCAGCAGUCGGGACCGGGACCCCAGGGAGAGCCCUACUGGUCUUAUGGAGACUGGGAGGGGGGUCCAGGUCGGGGCCCAACUGCCACUAACUACACCCGAACACGCUCGGAAAACCUGCUCGCCCAGUACGAUCGCCACGGACGCUCGUUAGAGAUGCUGGACCGACCAUUUGAGAGGCCCUCGUGGUCGCAGCAGGCUCCCCAGCCGCCCCCCAGGACUGACGCCCAGCCGAGGCAGGGGAGCCAUUACGGUGCAGCACAAGCUCCUCCGGUGUCGCAACACACACAGUCACAUUCAAAACACUCCCAGCCUCAGUCCCAGGCCCACUCCCAGGCCCUCUCCCAGCCUCAGUCCCAGGCCCACUCCCAGGCCCUCUCCCAGGCCCACUCCCAGCCUCAGUCCCAGGCCCACUCCCAGCCUCAGUCCCAGGCCCACUCCCAGCCUCAGUCCCAGGCCCACUCCCAGCCUCAGUCCCAGGCCCACUCCCAGCCUCAGUCCCAGGCCCACUCCCAGGCCCACUCCCAGCCUCAGUCCCAGGCCCACUCCCAGGCCCUCUCCCAGCCUCAGUCCCAGGCCCACUCCCAGCCUCAGUCCCAGGCCCACUCCCAGGCCCACUCCCAGGCCCACUCCCAGCCUCAGUCCCAGGCCCACUCCCAGGCCCACUCCCAGGCCCACUCCCAGGCCCACUCCCAGGCCCACUCCCAGCCUCAGUCCCAGGCCCACUCCCAGGCCCACUCCCAGCCUCAGUCCCAGCAGUCGGCCCCCCCGUGCAGGCGGCUCCCCCCUGGGCAGAGCAUGGACGACCAGCCGGUGGGCUACCGCAGCUACAGCCCCUCUUUUUACCGCAAGACGGGCCGCAUCCUGCAGCAGGCGCACUCUUUCAGGGACGCUUCGUACUCCGGCCCUCACAUGAACUGGAACCCAACGCCUAAAACCAGCCCCCCAGAGGGCGCAAUGGCAGCCCUCGCUGGCUCUGCCGCGUCCCCGCUCGCCGCCGCCACCGCCGCCGCCGCCACCCCCGAAUCCCAGGACAAAGCGUACAGGCCAACAAACCACGAGAGGGAACGAGGGGCCGCGGAGGGGCCGGCGGAGGCGGCGGCACAAACCCAGGAAGUGGUGCUGAGGCAGAAACCUCCCACCGGGCGGAGGAACGCCCACGGCAUGCGUCACCCUCACUACGCGCUGCCCGUGGACGGGCUGGAACCCUCUUUGUUUUCCCCCGAUCCCCAGGACGCGGCUCCGGCCCCCGGUUCCAGGGGAGACGGAGCGCCACGCAAACCAAACGGCAACCUGGGCCCCCUCCCCACCGAGGACGACUCCCUGGCCUCGAUCCCCUUCAUAGAUGAGCCGACCAGCCCAGGUGCUGAUUUGCACGCUCGCCAUGUGCCGGCGUCCUCCGUGGUAUCCAGCGGCAUGAACUCGGCGCCCGCCGUAGUCACCGGCCCCGCCUCCCCCACCUUCACCUUCCCCCUCACUAGGCUCUUCUCACAGGACUGCAGCAGUACUAAAUCCGGUCGCCGUUCCUCCUAUCUUCUAGCCAUCACCACCGAGCGCUCCAAGUCGUGUGACGAGGGGCUUAACACGUUCAGAGAGGAAGGCCGAGUCUUCUCGCGGCUACCAAAGAGAGUGAAGAGCUUCUUCACAGACGGGUCCCUGGACAACCUCGGCACAGCAGAAGAGGUUCGAUCUAAACGCCACUCCACCUCAGAGCUGGGAAACGUCACGUACAGCGACGUGCGACAAGAAGGAUGGCUGCACUUCAAACAAAUCCUCACGGAGAAGGGCAAGAAGGUGGGCAGCGGCAUGCGUCCCUGGAAGCGGGUCUUUUCGGUGCUUCGCUCCCAUUCGCUGUUCCUCUACAAGGACAAGAGGGAAGCGGUGCUCCGCGGGUCCACGAUCGGAGGUGCGGCCGAGGACGAGCAGCCAAUCAGCAUCCGGGGCUGCCUGGUGGACAUCGCGUACAGCGAGACCAAGCGGAAGCACGCCAUGCGGCUGACCACGCAGGACUUCUGUGAGUACCUGCUUCAGGCCGAGGACCGGGAGGACAUGCUGGAGUGGAUAAAGGUCAUCAGGGAGAACAGCAAGACGGACAGCGAGGAGCUCGGUUUAUCCAGACAGGCCCUCAUCAAUAAGAAACUGAAUGAUUACAGGAAGCAGAGUCCAACAGGAAGCAAGCCCGACUCCUCCCCCAGGAUGUCUCGCAUGAAGCCUCCCUUCCUGCAUGCCAAGGCGGAAAGCGCUGCGGGGUCGCCACGCUCUCCCAAAUCAGAGGGCAAAGACGAGAGCAGUCCGCCCAAGUCUCCGUGGGGAAUCAACAUCAUGAAGAAGACAAAGAAGGCCGGGCCUAAAGCUUUCGGCGUGCGGUUGGAGGAUUGUCAGCCGGGUGUGAUUAACAAGUUCAUCCCGUUGAUCGUGGAGAUCUGCUGCGGUCUGGUGGAGGACAUGGGUCUGGAGUACACGGGCAUCUACCGAGUCCCCGGCAACAACGCCAUGGUGUCGGCGCUCCAGGAUCAGCUCAACAAGGGAUGCGUGAUCAUCCCCACGGAGGAGAAGUGGCAAGACCUCAAUGUCGUCAGCAGUUUACUCAAAUCCUUCUUCAGGAAACUUCCAGAGCCGCUCUUCACCAACGACAAAUACAACGACUUCAUCGACGCCAACCGGAUGGAUAGUACAUCAGACCGACUGAAGACCAUGAAGAAACUGAUCCGAGACCUUCCAGAUUACUACUACCACACUCUGAAGUUCCUGGUUGUUCACCUGAAGACUGUCGCCGACACCUCAGAUAAAAACAAGAUGGAGCCCCGGAACCUGGCUCUGGUGUUUGGCCCGACUCUGGUUCGGACAUCUGAAGACAACAUGAAAGAUAUGGUCACGCACAUGCCCGACCGCUACAAGAUAGUAGAGACGCUCAUCCAUCAUUGCAACUGGUUUUUCGCUGAAGAGCAGGACAAGGAUGAGAAGACGCCGGUGGACACGGAGGACGUGCAGCCCGCCCCCAACAUCGACCACCUGCUGCCCAACAUCGGCAGGACGGCGCUGCUCGGGGAGGCCUCAGACUCAACCAACAGUGACUCAGCGAAAUCAAAGGGCUCUUGGGGGUCAAAGAAAGACCUCACACCCAAAGACUUCCUGACGCUGUCCAUCAUGUCGGCUGUUGCGGGCCGGAAGCGCAGGAAGCGGCAGAACGCCCGCCGCGUGGGCAGCAGCACCGACGACGACUCCGAGCACGAGCCGAUCAAAGCCGGACACUUAGGGCCGGAGGAGGAAGAGGAGGCGAUGUCGCCCGUGGGAGACGUCGCUCCUCGAGCAGAGGGAGAGGAGGAUGAAGACGAAGAGGAGGAAGAUGAGGAAGUUGUGGCAAGCGGAGCGAAAGAAGAGGUCGGAGAGGAGGCGGCGGUCAUUCCCUGUCGGCCGUGCUGUGAAGAGGAAGAGGAGGCGGGAGGAAGGCAGGCGGCCGCGUCGCUGCGCGAGGCGAAGGGGCCGCCGUGGAGAGCGCCGGACGACGCCCGCUCGAUCGUCUCCGGUUACUCCACCCUCUCCACGUUAGGCCGCAGCCUGGGCUCCGAGGGCCGGGGGGACGACGCCGACGACGAGAACAGCGAGCUGGUGAGCGAGACGGACAACGAGAGCGGCUUCGCGUCGCGCUCCCUCACCCAGGAGCGCCCGGACAAACACCCGGUGGCGCCCGCCGACGCGCCGCCGCCGGCCGCCUCGAGCAGCUUCCUCUACACGCACUACAAGCCGCCGGUUCUCUCCCCCACCAACCUGCUGGACCCGCCCACGGCGGACAGGAGUGAAGGAGGCGCGCGGUCCGCCACGCCGGCGUCCGGCUCCUUCUCCUCCUCCUCCGCGACGCACAGACUGCACUCGCGGCCGUCCUUCAACUCCCACAAGCUGAUCCAGUGCGACACUCUGGCCCGGAAGAAGCUGAAGGGCAAGGCGCGCUCUCUGGACCUGUUGGAGCUGCCCGGGGCUGCGGCCGACGGCGCCGGCGCCGCCGCCGGUUCCGGGUCGGACGGAGCGCCCCGAGCGAGGACCUCGAGGACCAACCCGUCCUCGGGCAGCAGCCAGGACAGCCUGCGCCUGGCCCGGCCCAAGCCCUCCCUGCCGCCCAGCGAGGCCGCCUCCUUCGCCCCGACCGGCCCCGGCGGCAGGUCUCUGGCGGAGCAGGUCCGCGCUCGUCUGCUGGGCUCGGCCGACGACCUGCGCCGGGUCGGGCUGCGGAAACCGCUGUCGCCGGAGACGCGGAGGAAGAGACGCGCCUGGCGCCGACACACCGUCGUGGCCUCGCCGACCGAGAUCUCUGACAAGAGGCCCGUGCUGACCGUCGGUGACUUCCCCCUGUCUCCCGUCACUCAGAACCAGGUCAAGACACCGGGGCUGCCUCGGGACGCAGACGGGCUCGAGCAAGGACUGGCGACACGUCAAGCACCCACCUCCAGAUUCCACCAGUAUCUGUGAGCCCAGCUGACCCCACGCUUCACUCCCAGAACACCAGGCCUCUGCACGGGGGUCCGGGCCGAGCCGCCGACUCCCUGCAGGUCAGUCGACCGGCAGCAGCGGGAACAGGGUCGGGGGUUAGAGUCCCAAUGACCAGGUUCUUUAAGAGCAGCCCACUCUUUUAUUUUUGAUGAGCUCCAUUUGCAUGGCAAGGGGUUUUCCAGUGUUGCCAAAUCUUUUUUAUCUUAUUUAAUUUUUUUAAACGUGUGCUUUUAUAGAAAUAAUACAGAACCGGGACAGAGACGUGAACCCUCCUUUGAGGAACAGCCGAGCGUCCUCCUCUGCCUUCCCGCUCACGGGCAGCAUAAGUUAAAGGGUCGAAUCCCGUCAAGCGACCAGAGACGGAUGCUGAAACGCAACGUCCCUCUGGUUGUCGUGGGGAUGGUGCGUCUUAUCAAAGUGGGUUUAACGGCCCCACACACACUUCUGACGACAAACCGUUAUUGGUCAGUUUUAAACUAUUUCAAGAGAGCGCCACUGAUUUUUCACAUCAGUCUUUGUCACGUGUUCCUCCUCAGACCAGAGACACUGUACUCCCUCAUUUAUACUCCAAGCAACCGUCGCCGUGGUUACCGACGCGGCGUACAGUCGUCUCUCUCUACCUGUUAAUAAUGUUUAUGUGUGUGUUUGCGCAACAAUAUUUGUGAUCAUGUCUGAGCGUGCAGGUGUUUGUGUUGAACAAUUUUGUAACAUUUGUACAAAGCCUUGUUAAGUUAACCUUGUAAAUAUAAAUAUUAUGUUAUCAUAUUUGUUUUUCCUUUUUUUUAUGGUUUACAAAAGUGCGUACAAGUGCACAAGUCAUUUUCGUUCAAGAUGUUACUUGAAAUGUUUCCCUUAAUAUAUAUAUAUUUUUUGUUUUAUAUUCAAUAUAUAUAUUAUAUAUAUUUUGUAUUAAAGUAACAAAAAAAAGUACUUUUAUUGUUAUUUCAUCCGGGUGUACCUGUUCACAGGAGACGAGGUCAACUGCUCCUCACGUCCUCGUCGACGGCCUUCCUCUCUGAUACUCAGCACUGUGCAGAAACACCUUUUACCUCAUGAGAUACACUCUUAUAAAUAAGUAUCUCUGGGGAUUGUACUUCCAACAAUGUUGCAUCAACAUGUACACAAACUAUCCAACAACUACAUGUAGCGAGGAGAGAAGACAUCUGGUCAUUAUUCUGUCGCGUCGGGCAGCUCCGUGAUGGAGGAACUCCUUUGUGUUGUUCUUCGUGUCUGACAGCGGAGCGACGCCUCUCCAGAUCUCUGCUCAUAUUUACUGAGCUCAAGACGAAGUGCGUCCCCGCUUGUAAAAGAGAAGCCGGGCGCUGUUUAACAGACUGUUAAACAUAUGAUGUAGCGGCAUACAAACGGAUGCAUUUUCAUUUUCUGUGGUAAUCUUUGUGUUUUCGUCACAUCCCCUCCGAGAGUUCACCCGUCUGCGUGUUCGUGACCUCGGGGUGACACGAGGAGGAGUUUCCAUAAGGUCAGGCGCUAAUAAAUCAUAACUGACUGGGGAAACCUCACAGUAGAGGAAACGAAUACGGAAUGAAUCUAUUGUUGUCAUCUCUCGCCAUCACAACAGAACACAAACAGGAGGUUGGACUUCCUCGGUCACAAGACUUCUUUCCAUCUGACCGAUUGAGACCCCGUGAAAAACGUAAUAAUAAUGAUAAUAAUAAUAAAUGAUAAGUUAUCGUCUUGUCUUACCUCAAGAUUCGUUUUACAAGUGCCUGAUUUCUGGAAUGUGUUUUUGUUCUGCGGUGCCAUGUUGGGUUCUUAUCUUUCCGUUUCCUUUUGUUGUUUCUGGGUCUCCGCCCCUUCUCUCCUGUGGUUGACGGUAUAACUAAGGCACUGACCCAAAGAUGUGCACAUUUAAUACAAGCAGUCGAACUGAAACAAUUUUUCGAAACGCACACUUUAAGCCAAGGACAUGUCUAUGCACUCUUUGCCUUCGACACAGGGCAUUAACAGCUGUUACCGAGCUGCUCAGAGGCAUAGUGCUCUCUCCACCGCCCCCUGCCUAGCGAUCCACAGUGCGUGAAUAUGGUACACCUAACGAGCCCUGCUCUCCGCCGGCAGUAGGUCACGUCAGACGACAUCUCUCACAGAUGAACUAACAGCCGAUGACGUCAUCAAAAACGGAAAACUCAGCAAUUUGGCGUCGAUGUCUGACAUUUUUUACCUUAUGUUUCAUUGUUGUAUUUUAAAGUCUUUUUGUACAUACUUUCUUAAUAUGUAACAUAUUGUAUUGUGUACAUUUGGAAUUGCAUUUUUUUUGGAGUAUAACUAAUAUGAAAAUGACUGGACUUGAAAGGUCGUCCACCCGAAACCAUUUCCCUCACGGAUGUGUGCUUUAAAGCAAGGUUAUAUGAUGUAAAUAAACAGAACUAUGUUUAAAACUCA
Pseudoliparis swirei is the source of this 8407-nucleotide messenger RNA. RefSeq names its product Rho GTPase activating protein 23a (gene arhgap23a). NCBI's taxonomy places the organism in Eukaryota, Metazoa, Chordata, Actinopteri, Perciformes, Liparidae. The record is from RefSeq and is a predicted model, not a curated record. Gene Ontology annotation, molecular function: protein binding. The transcript is spliced from 24 exons. The coding region runs from base 362 to 5986 and encodes 1874 amino acids. Gene Ontology annotation, biological process: signal transduction.